Molecule: messenger RNA, 2885 nt
Organism: Xyrauchen texanus (razorback sucker)
Lineage: Eukaryota; Metazoa; Chordata; Actinopteri; Cypriniformes; Catostomidae
Gene: gjd1a
Product: gap junction protein delta 1a
Exons: 2
Coding region: 851-1750 (299 amino acids)
Biological process (GO): cell communication
Cellular component (GO): connexin complex
Source: RefSeq, a predicted model, not a curated record
CGGGGAAGGUGUAGAGAGAGUGAGCGAGUGGAGAAGAGAGGCUUAGGUUUGAGGGGAUUGAGCCCUUUGCUGCAGACAUGACUACGGGCUCAUCUUUCAACUGAACGUAACCUUGACGAUCCUUGUCUGCCGCUGCUGCCACCACACACUGGAGCACAGCAGAGUGUGUGUAUGUGUAAGGGUGUACUCAGGCAUUGCUAUGAGAUUCAGAGAGCUGCAUCAUCUGUUACGGCGUAUUUUUCUGCAUGUGUGUUCCUUUAGCUCAACUAAUGGGACAAGAAAACCGGCAUUUACCAACGAGAGAGUGAAUGUAUGUGUGUGAGAGCGUGAUAGGAGUGUGUAUGCUGAUGUAGGGCAGAAAGUGUUAGAUAGGUAUAGAGUGUGUUUGUAAGAGUGUGCAUGUCUACCUGUAAGGUUAUAAGAAGACAAGCAUAUGGUAGGAUGCAAGAGUAGGCAAAGCGUUCUUAACCCUGAGAGAAAGAGAGAGAUAAAACAGUUAAAGAGAAAAGGGGAAAGAGGAGAUACAGACAGCGUGUAUGUGUGUGUGUAUCAGAGAGAGAUGCAGUAUGGUUGAAGUCUCUGUGUCUCAGCAUCAUCAGAUUUUUUGCUGCAGAUGCUACACUAGCUCAUCUCUGCUCUAGAGCGCUACCCUGACACACACACACACACACACACACACACACACACACACACGCUCGCAUAUAGACGCACACAUCGGUGGCUUUGAGGGGGAGCCCAACGAGUCUGAUCAAAGGUCAACAGAGGGACACUGAAAAAGUUGCCGAGGGCAGAGCUUGUGACUCCUCAGGCUGAAGGUCAGAAGUGGAGUGAGAUCCAUAAUUGAGGCAUCAUGGGCGAGUGGACUAUUUUGGAAAGAUUGCUGGAGGCUGCGGUUCAGCAGCACUCUACUAUGAUCGGCAGGAUCCUGCUGACAGUCGUGGUGAUUUUCCGGAUCCUGAUCGUGGGUAUAGUGGGAGAGAAGGUGUAUGAAGAUGAACAGAUUAUGUUUAUAUGUAACACUCUGCAGCCAGGCUGCAACCAGGCCUGCUAUGAUAAAGCCUUCCCCAUCUCUCAUAUCCGUUACUGGGUUUUUCAGAUCAUCCUGGUCUGCACACCCAGCCUCUGUUUUAUCACUUACUCUGUGCACCAGUCUGCCAAGCACAAAGAUCACAGAUACACCCUCCUGCACGGCCCGUACAUCGAUCACGGACACGGACCAAGCCGCAAGCUCCGAAACAUCAACGGUAUCCUAGUGCACCCAGAAAGUAAAGAUGACCAUGAUUGUCUGGAUUUGAAAGAUAUUCCCAACAUUCCACAGGGGGUCACAUACUCCAAAAGUGCCAAGAUACGUCAGCAAGAGGGCAUCUCUCGUUUCUACGUCAUACAGGUUGUGUUCCGGAACGUUUUGGAAAUUGGCUUUCUCGCAGGCCAGUACUUCUUGUAUGGAUUCAAUGUUCCCGCCAUGUUUGAGUGUGACCGUUACCCCUGCGUGAAGGAGGUGGAAUGCUACGUGUCGCGUCCCACAGAGAAGACAGUUUUCCUGGUGUUCAUGUUUGCAGUUAGUGGGAUCUGUGUGGUGCUGAAUUUGGCCGAGCUUAACCACCUGGGUUGGCGAAAGAUUAAGGCAGCGAUCCGUGGCGUCCGGGCUCGCAGGAAGUCCAUUUGUGAGAUCCGGAAAAAGGAUGUAUCCCAUUUGUCCUCUGUGCCCAACUUGGGCCGCACCCAGUCUAGCGAAUCAGCUUAUGUCUGACAGCGAAUUGGGGGGAGGGCUUAGACGAGGUUGGGAGUGGCUGAUGAGGCGAGUGUCACGCCCUGCGCUGCAAACUUGACAUUGCAAUUUUUAUGCAUAGUUCAAACAAUGUGAGAGAAGGAUAGGGUAAAAAGACUAUAGUUGAAUGUAGCUGUAAGUAAUAUUUAAAUUUGGCAUUCAAAGUUUGUGGAUAGUAAAAUUAUGAACUUUCAAACUAAGAAUUUAUUUCUUUCUGCUGUUGUCGGACUGAAAAUGGGGGCUUAAACUCUUUACAUGAACACUUUACACUGCAAACAGACACAGACACACUCAGAUAUCCUUGAACCCCACAGAACAAUAAAAGUCUUCCAGCAGAGAAUGAGACAGUUAAGAAAGUAAAUUGUUUUAAGGUGCUUGUUGUCAAAAGAGAAAAUGGAUUGUUCAGCAAAUGACUCUGAAGCAUGUUAAAAUAUGCCAUCUUCUUCAGGGUCAAUGCUAUGACAUCCCUCAUGACAAAGGAGCAAAGAAUAAAACUGAACCUCAGCACAGACUCCUCUAUGCCUCUCCCCCACAUGCUUUCUUUAAUUUAAUUUCUCUCUUUCUUCUGUCUCUGUUUCUUUCUGCAUAGUUUUAUAGAUAUAGCUAUUAAGUAUAAAAUGAAAGGAGAGAAAAUGAACAUUGAACUUCUUAUAAGCCAAGCCCACAUUUGCCCAAGGGCAAGAAGAGACUUCAUUCUCACAUAAUAAUCCACAUUGACCACACCAAUUCCCAAAUUCCUAUUUCACAAGCCCACAAAGCAUUAAUGUACAUAUAUUAUAACAUCAAUAAUGCAAUGUCCAUGUAUUUCACACAUUGAAGUGUAGCCAUUAUUAAUAAAAAAAUUAAAAUAAAAUAAAAACAGUUAAUUGCCAAAAAGAAAAUAGAAAGAAAAAACAAAGAUGUCAUAAUAAUUGGGUUUAUUUGCAUUUGUUAUGUGAUGGACAAGACAAAAAGUGAUUUUAUACUAUGGACAUUUCCAGAAAAUGCAUGUUAUGGUGCAUCAUUAGAAUGGCUAGAUAGUGUUUUGAGCUGUGUAUAGAAAUAUCCUUUUUUUCACCCAGUAUUUUGGAGGUGUAUUCUGAAGCAUGUGGGCAGGAGAUCUAUAGGUCAAUGGGAA